Molecule: messenger RNA, 1645 nt
Organism: Oryctolagus cuniculus (rabbit)
Lineage: Eukaryota; Metazoa; Chordata; Mammalia; Lagomorpha; Leporidae
Gene: B4GALT7
Product: beta-1,4-galactosyltransferase 7
Biological process (GO): carbohydrate metabolic process; proteoglycan biosynthetic process
Cellular component (GO): Golgi apparatus
Molecular function (GO): xylosylprotein 4-beta-galactosyltransferase activity
Source: RefSeq, a predicted model, not a curated record
AGGGGGGCGGGGCGGCCGGGCCUGGGCGGGGCGGGAGGCGGAGGCGCCGCGUAGGCCCGGGAGGCCGGGCGGCCGGGCAGGGAGCGCGAGCCCCAUGCGGCGCCGUUUGCCCCCACGAUGUUCCCCUCCCGGAGGAAAGCGGCGCAGCUGCCCUGGGAGGACGGCAGGUCCAGGUUGCUCCCCAGCGGCCUCUCCCGGAAGUGCUCCGUCUUCCACCUCUUCGUUGCCUGUCUCUUAUUGGGCUUCUUCCCCCUACUCUGGCUGCAGCUCAGCUGCUCCGGGGACGUGGCCCGGACAGCCGGGGGACAGGGACAGGAGACCCCGGGCCCACCCCGGGCCUGCCCUCCAGAGCCACCUCCUGAGCUCUGGGAAGAAGAUGCGUCCUGGGGCCCUCACCGCCUGGCCGUGCUGGUGCCCUUCCGUGAACGCUUCGAGGAGCUCCUGGUCUUUGUGCCCCACAUGCACCGCUUCCUGAGCCGGAAGAAGAUCCAGCACCACAUCUAUGUGCUCAACCAGGUGGAUCACUUCAGGUUCAACCGGGCAGCGCUCAUCAACGUGGGCUUCCUGGAGAGCAGCAACAGCACAGACUACAUCGCCAUGCACGACGUGGACCUGCUGCCUCUCAACGAGGAGCUGGACUAUGGCUUCCCCGAGGCUGGGCCCUUCCACGUGGCCUCCCCGGAGCUCCACCCACUCUACCACUACAAGACCUACGUGGGCGGCAUCCUGCUGCUCUCCAAGCAGCACUACCAGCUGUGUAACGGGAUGUCCAACCGCUUCUGGGGCUGGGGCCGCGAGGACGACGAGUUCUACCGGCGCAUCAAAGGAGCUGGGCUCCAGCUUUUCCGCCCUUCGGGGAUCACAACUGGGUACAAGACUUUUCGCCACCUGCAUGACCCUGCCUGGAGGAAGAGGGACCAGAAGCGCAUCGCAGCCCAAAAACAGGAGCAGUUCAAGGUGGACCGGGAGGGAGGCCUGAGCACUGUGCGCUACCGCGUGGAUUCUCGAACAGCCCUGUCGGUGGCCGGGGCCCCCUGCACCGUCCUCAACAUCAUGUUGGACUGUGACAAGGCCGCCACCCCCUGGUGCACGUUCAGCUGAGGUGCUUGACAGGAAAGAAGGCCACGCUGACAGUCAUGGAAUGAAGCCUCAAGCCUUGGGCCCAGCUCUGAUAGGCAGUGGAGUGGCCCCUCGCCCCUGCCAGCCAGCUCCAUGUGGGUGGCAGCCCAGCCCCCAGAGGCAGGCUUGAGCUGGGACGCGACACAGGGACGCUGCUGGCAGUAGACAGUGAUUCACUGGAGAGGGGCCGGGCAGUGGCUCCUCACUGGGGCUCUCCCCGCCCUGCCCUGCCCUCCUGUGUGCUGUGACCGUGGGCAGUGGGCAAGGCUGAGUACAGCGACCUCCAGUCAACCUCACCUCGUUCCUUCCCAUUCAGAAGCCUGGGAGGCGUGGGACUGCAGAGAGCGAGCACUGGACCCACAGAAGGGCACAGCCCACGCCGGCUCUGGCUGCUGGUGGCCACGCAGGAAUGUGGCCUGGAGUCACCUGACUUCCACAAGAAACUGGAAUGCUGGAUUACUCAGUGAAAUCUGGUUUUUAAGUGAUAGCAACUAACUGAAACUUGAAAAAAGUAUGGCAGGCUGGA